Molecule: messenger RNA, 2206 nt
Organism: Sinocyclocheilus rhinocerous
Lineage: Eukaryota; Metazoa; Chordata; Actinopteri; Cypriniformes; Cyprinidae
Gene: klhl27
Product: intracisternal A particle-promoted polypeptide
Exons: 10
Coding region: 129-1928 (599 amino acids)
Molecular function (GO): actin binding
Source: RefSeq, a predicted model, not a curated record
CUGAAAUGUCGAUGAGGGAAAACUCGAUGCCCAUGCGGAAGUCCCUGAUCAUUUGGAUAAAUGCACAAGAGAAAACAACCAAAUGAAAAUGUAAAAGAGCAUUGUUGUGGUGUCCAGCUGGAAUCAUCAUGUCCUCCGCUGGUCCAUCUCUGUCGCACCCUCGGUGCUCCGCGGCGGGAGCUGAGGCCGGGGCAGCAAGCGAUCGUGGGAUUUUCUCCUCAGACAGACACGCUGGGCUCCUGCUAGCUCAGAUGAACAAAAUGCGCCUGCAGUCUGACUUCUGCGAUGUGCGACUGCUGGUAGGCGGAAGGGUGUUCGGGGUCCAUAAGCUGGUGCUGGCUGCCAGCGGCCCGUACUUCGCUGCUCUGUUCUCUGGAGCUAUGAGCGAAGCCCAUGAGGAGGAGGUUCGCAUUGUUGGAGUGGAAGCUGACGUCUUUGAAAUUCUCCUAGAAUUUAUUUACACUGGCUCUAUUGACGUGACGGUGGACACUGUGCAGGAGCUGAUGGUGGCUGCAGACAUGCUGCAGUUGAGUGAGGUGGUGGAUAUAUGUGGAGAAUUCCUGCGGGCUCAUAUGGACCCAUCCAACUGUGUGGGGAUCUAUCGCUUUUUGGAGCAGAUCGCCUGUAUGGAGCUGCUACAGUUCACUGAAGACUACAUCCAUGUCCACUUUCUAGAGGUGUGCGCCUCAGAAGAGUUCUCAAGCUUGUCUAAAGAUCAGCUGGUGAAGCUGCUCCGCAGUGAGGAGCUCAGGAUCGAAGACGAGUAUCAGGUGUUCACGGCUGCUAUGGACUGGCUGCACCACGACGUGCCGCACAGGAAGAAGCAUGUGGUGGAAGUUCUGGAACCGGUGCGCUUCCCGCUGCUGUCUCCACAGAGACUCUACAAGUACAUCGAGGGUAUUUCUGACUUCAGUUUGCGAGUUGCAUUGCAAACCCUUCUGAGAGAGUACACUGAAGUCAACAAGUCCCCUAAAGAGAGCAAACCUUUCAGCCUUCUGCAGACGGCCAAGGCCCGGCCCCGGAGAAAAGCCCGCAAGUACCUCUACGCCAUUGGCGGUUACACUCGUCUGCAGGGCGGCCGAUGGAGUGACAGUCGGGCUUUGAGUUGUGUUGAGCGCUUUGAUUCGUUCAGUCAGUACUGGACCACCGUGUCUUCCCUGCAUCAGGCCCGCAGUGGACUCGGGGUGGCCGUCCUGGAAGGCAUGAUAUAUGUAGUGGGGGGAGAAAAGGACUCCAUGAUUUUCGACUGCACGGAGCGGUACGACCCAGUGACCAAGCAGUGGGCGGCAGUGGCGUCUCUGAACUAUCCACGCUGUGGGGUUGGAGUUUGUUCCUGUCAUGGAGCUCUUUACGCACUUGGUGGCUGGAUUGGCUCAGAAAUCGGGAAGACCAUGGAACGAUAUGACCCAGAAGAAAAUAAAUGGGAGGUUAUUGGGAGCAUGGCUGUUCCUCGAUAUUAUUUUGGCUGCUGUGAGCUGCAAGGCUUCAUCUAUGUGAUUGGUGGCAUCAGUGAUGAGGGUACGGAGCUGCGCUCGGCUGAGGUUUACGACCCCAUCUCUCGCCGCUGGAGCGCCCUGCCGGUCAUGGUGACCCGACGGGCGUACGUGGGUGUAGCUAGCCUCAAUAACUGCAUCUACGCUGUAGGAGGCUGGAAUGAGGCUCUGGGAUCAUUGGACACAGUGGAGAAGUACUGCCUGGAGGAGGAGAAGUGGGUGGAGGUGGCGUCGAUGGCCGUCCCGCGUGCUGGGGUAACGGUUGCAGCCGUUAAUGGUUUGUUGUAUGCGGUGGGAGGUCGGACCUCUAGCCGGGACUUUUCAGCGCCGGUCACUGUCGACUCGGUCGAAAUCUACGACCCCCACCUGGACACGUGGACGGAGAUCGGUAACAUGAUCACCAGCCGCUGUGAUGGAGGUGUAGCUGUGCUCUGAUAGGCCACAUAUUCACACCCAGCAACAUGAAACUGGUUUUACAGUGUCUAAUUUAUUAUCAUUUUUAAAUGAGUGAAGAAGACCACCGGAGAUCGGUCUCAUAUGUUAGCCUGUGCGUUUGGUGAGGCUCGUUUAGGAAGUAAGUGUCAAGGUGAGUCUUUUUAGACUUCGUUUUGAGACACUGUGAGAUCAUGAGCAAUUAAAACAUUUGUAUAACAGCACUUCUAACCAGCCAUCAGCCAGAAGAUUCACAGCCUGCUUCAAUAAGCCACUCAGUU